GGGUUGUUAUCCACUUAUCGAAUGCUGUGUUCACGAAUGUUCGGGGCAAACGGCUUCCUUGCAGAUUUUGUGAAGAGUGCAAGGAACUAUGGGUCAUUCAGUUCGAAGGUCAAGAAAUUCUCAUUCAUAAAUUUCAGUUCAAUUGGUUCAUCAUUUCUAUGGCAAUUCUCACGAUGUAGUGUCGCGAGGAUGCAUAGCGUUUUACAGUCAGGUCAUCUGCAGUGUCUUCUCAAUAGGCCUCUUCAGGUCUCGUCGUUGCGUCAGUGUGGAAACGGUAUUGUGGAUGAUGAAGAGGAAUGUGACUGUGGAACAAGAGAAGAAUGUUUCGAUCCGUGUUGUGAUCCGUUGACAUGCACACUUCGUGCACAUGCACAGUGCGCUGCACACCAGUCGUGCUGCCAUCGUUGUCAGUUUCGUCCAGCCGGUCAUAUUUGUCGUGCAUCGAAAUCAAUCUGCGAUGUGCCGGAAGUGUGCACUGGUGAUAAUGGUGAUUGUCCAUUGGACGGUUAUCUUAUUGAUGGUACAGUUUGUGGUAUUAACGGGCAAUGCUGGAAGGGAAACUGCUCGGAUAUUGAACAGCAGUGCAAAUUUUUGUGGGGAGAAGAUGCCUCAUCUGCUGAUGAGCAUUGUUUUGAGCGCAAUCAAUUAGGUGCUGAGUACGGUAACUGUGGUACUGAUCGUGAUGGUAAUCUGCGUAAAUGUGCGCUUGAGAAUAUCCGAUGUGGUUCGCUGCACUGCCGUGCUGGUAAACAAGCGCCAUUGGAUCAUCGUUUGAAUUCGUUCAAUUUGCAAUUCCUUCAUGAAGCGAAGCAAGUUCAGUGCAAGAUGGUGACGCAAUCCUCGUUCGGUAUGGUCGCAGAUGGUUCGAGUUGUGGCUCAGGAAAAGUCUGUGUUCAGUCAGUAUGCUUACCGUUAACACAAGUCUCUCCACCGGUUCAUUGUCCGAGCAACAACCUAGCCCUGCAGUGUUCGGGACAUGGAGAUUGCACCACAACACAACGUUGUCUUUGUUUUGAUGGAUGGGCAGGUAACGCUUGUGAUAUACGAUCGAAUACGUCACGCCGGAUAUCAAUGACCACUGCCACACCAAAUCAUCUUAUUAUACCUUCUCUUGCUGCUGGUCGCACAUUAAACACGACCACGUUACUCGCAAUUUUAUUACUCGUCGGUGUGGCACUUCUCAUACUUCUCAUAUGCUUGUUAUUCUGCUAUCGGAGGAGAAGCACCGCUGAAUUUCCAGAAGGACUUGCGGAUGAGAAGUUGAAUGAAAGUAUUCCCGAAAUUGCACAACGUUCCAUCAAAUUUGGUAAUAUGCCCAGUUACAGAGAGGAGAAGAGGAAACGUAAGAAGAACAAACGUGUUUACGAUGCGUUACAACGUAUCAAUGAAGCGAGUGAUGAACGCGAUACCGUAUCGCUGAAAUCACGAGAAUCUGGUAGUAUUGGACAUACGCCUGGCCCGGGUAGUGCAGUCGGAUCGGCCGUAAGCUAUUCGGAAUCACCUUAUGCAUCCAGGCAGCCAAUGCUCUCUACAAUGAUGAACGGUUCACCGGCAUCACUACUGAAGAAGGAACAUUCUGGAAGCAGACGUUUGUUUUCUGAAAGUGAACUAUACGGUGGCAGAACCGAAUGUUGUAGUGAUAUAAUUCAAUCACCUUCAAGAUGUUCUGUUAUCAAUAAUCAUCUCAAUGGUAUGCGAUAUGAUCGAGCGAGGAAUGGUUACAGUACUGAUUCAGAGAUCGGAUUAAAUCAUUAUUCCAGUCGAUACAUGGAUACAUUCGUUGGUGCUGAUUUGAGUCCAACACUGUCGCAAACGUCGCUGAAUCGAUUAGCUGCAACGCCUUUGAAGUUGAAUAAUAUUGGAAUGUUGUUGAAACAACUUCAGUAUAACGACGAUAUUACGAGUGAAGCAGAACUGAGCGCAGUUGAAGCGGAUCACAUGGAUCACGUUGACUUGGGUUCUAACACAGAAUCCACUCGAGGAUUCGAGAGUCAUGAUCCUCUUAAAUUCAGCCCAAAUGCUGACAGUAUACCAGAAAUAUAUGAGGCAACGACACAGUUAUCGACAUCGUGCGCAGUAUAUGAACAAGUUGCGAGGCAUUUGAAUGGAGCUGAGAACAGUAAUGGUGUUGGUAAUGAUACAGCGGUGUGUGUGAACUCUUUCGGUGCCGAUCCAAAAAAUAAUUUACAUAAGAUUAAAACUGACAAAGAGCAACCGAAUGGCGUACAGUCACCAAAAUCAACGCGAAGUGAAAAUGUUAUUACAAAUAGCGAAAACCCACUGCAGAAUGGAUCAUCUUCCGCCAAUAAACUUACAUCAAAUUCGAGGAAUAAUUCUCUUUUUAGUGAUACAUUUCGAUUGGAAGUUUAA
This is a messenger RNA of Anisakis simplex (herring worm), 2370 nucleotides long. The record is from the annotation of a GenBank genome assembly. NCBI's taxonomy places the organism in Eukaryota, Metazoa, Nematoda, Chromadorea, Rhabditida, Anisakidae.